Messenger RNA from Archocentrus centrarchus (flier cichlid), 1278 nucleotides. It is a transcript of the gene vma21, whose product is annotated as vacuolar ATPase assembly factor VMA21. The transcript is spliced from 3 exons. The record is from RefSeq and is a predicted model, not a curated record. Bases 132 to 443 code for a protein of 103 amino acids. Gene Ontology annotation, biological process: vacuolar proton-transporting V-type ATPase complex assembly. NCBI's taxonomy places the organism in Eukaryota, Metazoa, Chordata, Actinopteri, Cichliformes, Cichlidae. Gene Ontology annotation, cellular component: endoplasmic reticulum membrane.
GGCAGUCUCGUGACCAUCCAGGAAGAAGGAAUUUCAGCGCUGUCAACACAACGCUGACAGGGUUAAACGCUCAUAUUCAAGCAUAAUUAUCUCACAGUUUCAUAUUUGUGUCACUUCCUGUCAGCACAGCAAUGGACGGAACCGUGAAAGCAUCUCCAGACGCUGCAGCCGUGCCGCCGCAGUAUUUUAGAGGAAAUGAAAGCUCCCUGGUUUCAGCCCUCAAGACGCUGCUGUUCUUCACCAUCCUCAUGGUCACGGUGCCUAUUGGACUGUAUUUCGCAUCAAAGGUUUACGUCUUUGAAGGUUCGAUGAAGAUGUCAAGCUCUGACAGUUACUUCUAUGCAGCCAUUGUGGCGGUUCUUGCUGUGCAUGUGGUGCUGGCUUUGUUUGUUUAUGUGGCCUGGAACGAAGGCAUGCCCAAAGGCAAGGGCAAACAUGAUUAAGGCAUGUCCUUAUCAGCUUAUAAGACAAGAGGAGACAGACAGAUAGACAGAUGCAGGCAGGGAUCCAAACCCACCCAUUCUGCUCCCCCAAAAUUGUGGGCAUUAAGACCAUCUACAAUAUAGCACCAUCUACAAACCAGACAGUUAGGUUGUCUGGUUUGCACUGAGGCUUUUACAUGAGGUUGAAGUCUGAAACUACUCUGUUCUCUGGCCUGGGGGGAGUGGAGCCUGCUGGGUGUGCUUUCUCACCAGCCUCAGCAAGCCUGCUUUUUGACUUUUUGUUCUCUGAAAAUAUUACUUUUGUCAACAGAGGACGGCCCGUGUUUUUAAGAGGCUUUGUCAUAAGCUGCCAUUUGGCUAAGUGCUCGAAGUCCCUUCUCAGUAAAGAGUUUGUCUUGAAGGAAAGCAUCUUGGGUUUUGACUGAUGUGUGCAGGUGUGCACACACACUUUGUCUCAUGUUUAAUGCAUAUGAAAGAUCUGACUCCAAACUGCUUCAUUCAGCUGGAAUUUGUGUUACUUUAACCCACCUUAUGCUUAAGUCUCAUGCUGUGUUUUGGAACAAAAUCUUUGUGACGUCUCGUCCUUGAUCUAAUUAAGUCAUCUGUUAGCCCUUUUAAACCAAGUGUUUUUCUUUCAGAUGUAGUGCGUUUGUGUGCUGUAGCUUGGCAACAUUAUGAAACUUUGGUGUUGCAAUCAUUUACUAUUUCACACUGUACUUAAAUUCUGUGUUUUGUGUCAAUGACGUUCAGUGAUUUUUGAGAAUGUAGCCAGUGAAGUUGGUUGUCAUGCAGAUGUGAGUACUGACUUGUUCAAAUAAACAAAAAAAAUUGUAAA